CAUGUUCCCGGUUCCCUUACGGGUGUGGUGACGAGAUUGCUCGCGAAAACUGCUUCUCAGCUCGAGUGAGGGCUGCGUGGCCCUUUAAAUGUGUUUAAAAUUGACUUCCAAUUAACUGUGACGCUUUGAAAUUCCUCCGUGCUCUUCUCAACAUGCCAGGGAUCUGAAAGAAAGCGGAAUUUGCCCAAACCAAACCCGAUCAGGUCCAGCACGUUCUCGUCUCAGGUGCCGGUCAAACAGGAACUAUGAGUGAGUUGGAGCAGUUGAGACAGGAAGCAGAACAGCUUCGCAACCAGAUCCGGGAUGCUAGAAAAGCCUGCAGUGACUCCACACUUUCGCAGAUGACCGCGAGCCUGGACUCAGUGGGACGGAUACAGAUGAGAACGAGGCGCACGCUCAGAGGUCAUCUGGCCAAAAUCUACGCCAUGCACUGGGGCAGCGACUCCAGGUUACUUGUCAGUGCCUCCCAAGAUGGCAAACUGAUCAUAUGGGAUGGUUAUACGACCAACAAGAUGCACGCUAUCCCCCUGCGCUCGUCCUGGGUCAUGACCUGUGCCUACGCCCCGUCGGGGAACUACGUGGCCUGUGGAGGCCUGGACAACAUCUGCUCCACCUACAGCCUGAAGACACGCGAGGGCAACGUCCGGGUCAACCGAGAGCUGGCUGGACACACAGGCUAUCUGUCUUGCUGUCGUUUUCUGGAUGACAAUCAGAUCAUCACCAGCUCUGGUGACACCACAUGUGCAUUGUGGGACAUUGAGACGGGCCAGCAGACCACCAGUUUCACAGGACACUCGGGUGAUGUCAUGAGUCUGUCGGUCAGUCCUGAUCUAAAGACGUUCGUGUCAGGAGCCUGCGAUGCUUCUGCUAAACUGUGGGACAUCAGAGACGGGAUGUGCAGGCAGUCCUUCACCGGCCACGUCUCUGAUAUAAACGCCGUCUGCUUCUUUCCGAAUGGGAAUGCCUUCACGACGGGUUCAGACGACGCCACCUGCAGGCUGUUUGACCUGCGCGCGGAUCAGGAGCUCAUGAUGUAUUCUCACGACAACAUCAUCUGUGGCAUCACCUCCGUGGCCUUCUCCAAGAGCGGACGCCUCCUGCUGGCCGGAUACGACGACUUCAACUGCAACGUCUGGGACACUUUAAAAGGAGAACGUGCAGGUGUCUUGGCCGGUCAUGACAACAGGGUGAGCUGUUUAGGAGUACCUGAUGAUGGGAUGGCUGUGGCCACGGGAUCAUGGGACAGUUUCCUUCGGAUCUGGAACUGAGAAGGGUAUUAAAAUCUCCGGCUCCUGUUUCGUCCCAUUUCUGCGUCCUUCCACAGCAGUCCCUCUGUAUUCCAGUUAUUACACAUGAUUUUCAGUAUGUAGUUCAAUCCCGUGAAGAAGCCAAUCGUCACCGCAAACCACAGGAAUGAUAGGAAGAGAUUAUUAAAGUGUCAUUGUGUAAUAUGUAAAUAUACAUGUAUAUGAAUAUAGAUAUGGUAUAUAUGUACAGCAUUAUGUGUAUGUAUAUACCAUAUAGUAUAUACAUACAUAGUGUUCAUGUAUAUAUUUUUCUAGUUGAUCAUUGGCCCAUGACAUUUUUAUUAAUCUUUCACUUUUUGUAUUUUGUCGUUUGUUUGUUGUACAUAGAAAACAACGCUAAACUAAAAUGGAAAGUUGCGAACAGUCUGUAUUAAAAAAAAAACAAAAUCGUGAAUUUACGGAGGAGGUGCAUUGGAAAACAAAAGCAUGAAACACCUUGUGUUUUAAUGCAGAUGACCUCCGGAUGUUUUCUUUUUUUGUGUGUUGUUUUUUACACGCCACUAAAUCAGUCAUCAUUUAUUGGUGCUUGAGAGUGUUUGGAAAGAAGGCAAUGAUUGAAUGUUUAAUUCGAAGCAUCUUGAUGCUUUUAGGAGUCUUGCUUUUGAUUGAUAAUGAAAUUCAUAAUCGAUCUGCCCUUGAACUUGAGCCUUAAAUACUAGUGAUCAAAACAGAACUAGUCCUAGUAUAUAAAUGGAACGUAUUGAAAACAGUGUAUAUAGCCAAUUACUAUUUGUUUUUUGGUGUUCAUUAAGCGUAAUUUGAAUGCUGAAACCAGUUUUUUUGGCGGCUUCAUCUUGUAAAUGUGUGCAAACAGGUGGAAAUGAAGAACACUACCUGGUCAGGAUGGUUCAACUGCUCACCAAGUCACUAUAUUUGGCUUCACAAAUCGUAGAUUAGAGCGAUGAAGCUGUUUACUCACUUUCGCCAUAUUUAUGUGCCAUCGGUUCUGACAGUAUGCCUGUGUUUGUUGCGGUUGCCAGAUUGAUGCGUGUGUCAGUAACCAGUUUAAUAAGCCUGAUUAUGAAACCGUGAUAUUUGUUAACACCUCAAUUAACUGUGAAAAGCAUUUCAAAUCUUUCUUUUACUUCGCCUUUUUAUAUUAAAGGGAAUCAGAAAGCAGCUUCAGUUAUUAAAACGCGAAUCUUUUACAGUAUGUUUUGUAGCGUAAAUAAAAACCCUUUCACUGCUCCAUAAAGGAAUUGAUUUUUAGUUUGUUUUACUGCUUGGUUUUAUGAUGAUUGAUUGCGAAAAGGGAUGUCUUUGGUAAUAAUGUUUUAUUUAGGAGUCGCUUUGAAUUCAAUUCAGACAGGAGUUUUGCUGGUUUUAUGAGUAUUGGUUCGAUUGAAUUCAGAUUUCUAUUGUUGGUACUGUAGAGGUUGCAAGAUCGGUGAUUCUUUUUGUGGUUUUAUGAUGAUCAUAUUGAAGAUUUUAGUGGUUGGUUCUGGAUCAGCUGAAAUCUGCAGUUUUGGGCUGAAAUGGUGAUGUUUCAGAGCUUUAAUGAAUACCAUGGAUGACUUUGCCAAAUGUGUUUCCGAACCACUCAAACUCAGAAAUGAAAGGACCUUUUGGUAUUACAGUGCAUGUUAGAACCCCAAUGUUUUUAAGUAUUCAUAAUAUACUUCUGGCUUGAUUUGUAAGUUUCAUAAUCCAUUUUUUUUCUUUGUUUCUUUUGAGCCAAUAAAACCAGGAGUGUUUUGCCUUGUGUAUUUUCACAGUGCCAUAUUUUCAAAUAAUCAUUUUUAAUAAUAUUUUGUUUCUCAACUUUUUUUUGUUGGUAUUUGUAAAGUAACAUGGUGUUAAUGCUGCCAUACACGGAUAUUGUAACCAAUAAAAUACUUUUAACCAUA
Molecule: messenger RNA, 3154 nt
Organism: Carassius gibelio (silver crucian carp)
Lineage: Eukaryota; Metazoa; Chordata; Actinopteri; Cypriniformes; Cyprinidae
Product: guanine nucleotide-binding protein subunit beta-4
Exons: 10
Coding region: 246-1268 (340 amino acids)
Biological process (GO): G protein-coupled receptor signaling pathway
Cellular component (GO): heterotrimeric G-protein complex; cytoplasm
Molecular function (GO): signaling receptor complex adaptor activity; protein binding
Source: RefSeq, a predicted model, not a curated record